Molecule: messenger RNA, 381 nt
Organism: Phytophthora nicotianae INRA-310
Lineage: Eukaryota; Oomycota; Peronosporomycetes; Peronosporales; Peronosporaceae
Exons: 2
Source: RefSeq, a predicted model, not a curated record
AUGAACGGGAAAAGUUACGUGUGUGAGUGCUACUCAAGAUACUAUGAACUGGCUCUUCAUGAUCGAUUCACGCGAGACAAACGCUGCGUCACUGCCACUGGGUCGCCAGGAAUUGGAAAAUCCAUGUUCUAUGGAUAUUUCUUCAAUCGAUUUCAGCGAGACAAGAACUACCGAGGUUUCGCCAUCAUCACAGCAUCUUUCUCUAACGACUCGGAGCUGAAGAAUGUCGUAGCGUUCAAAGACGGCAAAAAGAUUGCGAAUUUCUCGGAACUCAUUCCGUACGCAUUUCUGGAGUGGCUGUCAGCAACCGUUGGGCCUGAAGUCUUCAUCUAUAUGAGUGCGUGGCUCCUCCGUACCCUGAUAAGUUGGUAUGCUUUACAA